Molecule: messenger RNA, 2787 nt
Organism: Homo sapiens (human)
Lineage: Eukaryota; Metazoa; Chordata; Mammalia; Primates; Hominidae
Gene: GSDMB
Product: gasdermin B
Exons: 10
Coding region: 1320-2570 (416 amino acids)
Biological process (GO): transmembrane transport
Cellular component (GO): plasma membrane; cytoplasm
Source: RefSeq, marked reviewed
AUUAUUUUAGCUUCCUGAGAUUCAGAGGCCAGGAACUGUGCAGAGAUCUGUGGGGAUUCUCACAACUUCCAUUUCUGGUGAACAGCUGAGGUCAGAGAGGAGGUGGGUACCACUUGAGAUGGGCCUGUGGUUCCCGGGUACUGUCUUUCCAGACACCUAGAAUUCCCAGGUUGGUAGUGAACUGAGAGUCAACCACCAUGAUGGGGCCAGAGACAGAGGAGGAAGCAGUGAGUGGAUAAGUGCCUGUGCUGGGCAGAAGGGAUAUAGGGGAAGGUGGCCAAAGGUAGGAUGGGGAAGUGGAUCCCAGGAAGCUUUUGUUUCUUCUGAGGCCAAUUUACCACCACCUCAUUGGGAAAUUGUUGGUAGGGAGGCACCCAUCCAAUUGCCUUGCAGAAUACAGCAAGGCAGGGAGCCCAAGAAUCAGAGCCAAGGGAAGAAACGACCAGUUGAGGUUAGUAAUGUGAAGUCUGGCAACCGUGCCCGUCAUUCCUCCCUGGUUCCUCUGUUCAUCAACGUUGGGGCUAGUCUGGCUGGGGCAUGGUGGGCCUGCCUUUCCAUCCCUUGGGCCCCUUGGAACAAGGGGGCAACUCUGCUGUGGGAGAUGUAGAAAAUGGGUCUCACUUUCUCUAUUUGGGGCAAUAGCUGCUACUUUUUUCCUCCAGAUGGGUACCAUGAGGGGCAGAGGAGAAUCUGGGAUCUGUGAUGUUUAGCCCUCUUUACUGAGUCAUGGCUGCCUCACGUUCUAGAAGUAAGGCAGGCAAAUCAUUCCAGGUACUGAUUGUCCUGGAACCUUUGGCUCUUCCUUGACCUCAUGUCACGUGCGUCCAUGUGAAGAGAGUCCACGAAACGGGCUUUAUAUGAGCAACAAGGCUGGGUGCAGGCAAGCUGAGUCCAAAAAAGGGGUCAGCAAAGGGUGGUGGCAUUAUCAUUAGUUCUUAUAUGUUUGGGAUAGGCUUACAAAGUACAUUCUCAAGGGUGGAGAAAUAUUACAAAGUACCUUCUUAAGGGCAGGGGAGAAUAUUACAAAGUACCUUCUUAAGGGCGGCGGCGGGGAGACUAUAUUGUAUCAGGGUGGGGCAGGAACAAAUCACAAUGGUGGAAUGUCAUCAGUUAAGGCUAUUUUCAUUUCUUUUGUGGAUCUUCAGUUGCUUCAGGCCAUCUGGAUGUAUACAUGCAGGUCACAGGGAAUAUGAUGGCUUAGCUUGGGUUCAGAGGCCUGACACCUCAGGCUGCCAAAUGUGGAAGAUUUAAAUACUUGAACCAAUACCCUCCUCCCAAAAACUGAAAUUGGCUUCUGUUUCUGAGUUGGUCCAGGCGCAAUGUUCAGCGUAUUUGAGGAAAUCACAAGAAUUGUAGUUAAGGAGAUGGAUGCUGGAGGGGAUAUGAUUGCCGUUAGAAGCCUUGUUGAUGCUGAUAGAUUCCGCUGCUUCCAUCUGGUGGGGGAGAAGAGAACUUUCUUUGGAUGCCGGCACUACACAACAGGCCUCACCCUGAUGGACAUUCUGGACACAGAUGGGGACAAGUGGUUAGAUGAACUGGAUUCUGGGCUCCAAGGUCAAAAGGCUGAGUUUCAAAUUCUGGAUAAUGUAGACUCAACGGGAGAGUUGAUAGUGAGAUUACCCAAAGAAAUAACAAUUUCAGGCAGUUUCCAGGGCUUCCACCAUCAGAAAAUCAAGAUAUCGGAGAACCGGAUAUCCCAGCAGUAUCUGGCUACCCUUGAAAACAGGAAGCUGAAGAGGGAACUACCCUUUUCAUUCCGAUCAAUUAAUACGAGAGAAAACCUGUAUCUGGUGACAGAAACUCUGGAGACGGUAAAGGAGGAAACCCUGAAAAGCGACCGGCAAUAUAAAUUUUGGAGCCAGAUCUCUCAGGGCCAUCUCAGCUAUAAACACAAGGGCCAAAGGGAAGUGACCAUCCCCCCAAAUCGGGUCCUGAGCUAUCGAGUAAAGCAGCUUGUCUUCCCCAACAAGGAGACGAUGAAUAUUCAUUUCAGGGGCAAAACAAAAUCCUUUCCAGAAGAGAAGGAUGGUGCUUCAUCCUGUUUAGGAAAGUCUUUGGGUUCGGAGGAUUCCAGAAACAUGAAGGAGAAGUUGGAGGACAUGGAGAGUGUCCUCAAGGACCUGACAGAGGAGAAGAGAAAAGAUGUGCUAAACUCCCUCGCUAAGUGCCUCGGCAAGGAGGAUAUUCGGCAGGAUCUAGAGCAAAGAGUAUCUGAGGUCCUGAUUUCCGGGGAGCUACACAUGGAGGACCCAGACAAGCCUCUCCUAAGCAGCCUUUUUAAUGCUGCUGGGGUCUUGGUAGAAGCGCGUGCAAAAGCCAUUCUGGACUUCCUGGAUGCCCUGCUAGAGCUGUCUGAAGAGCAGCAGUUUGUGGCUGAGGCCCUGGAGAAGGGGACCCUUCCUCUGUUGAAGGACCAGGUGAAAUCUGUCAUGGAGCAGAACUGGGAUGAGCUGGCCAGCAGUCCUCCUGACAUGGACUAUGACCCUGAGGCACGAAUUCUCUGUGCGCUGUAUGUUGUUGUCUCUAUCCUGCUGGAGCUGGCUGAGGGGCCUACCUCUGUCUCUUCCUAACUACAAAAGCCCUUUCUCCCCACAAGCCUCUGGGUUUUCCCUUUACCAGUCUGUCCUCACUGCCAUCGCCACUACCAUCCUGUCACCAGUGGGACCUCUUUAAAACAAGCAGCCAACCAUUCUUUGAUGUAUCCCAUUCGCUCCAUGUUAACAUCCAAAACCAGCCUGGAUUUCAUACAUGGACUUCUGAUUAAAAGUGGCAGGUUGUGCAUGUUAA